Drosophila grimshawi is the source of this 1596-nucleotide messenger RNA. Its product is annotated as soluble calcium-activated nucleotidase 1. Gene Ontology annotation, molecular function: GDP phosphatase activity; calcium ion binding; UDP phosphatase activity. The transcript is spliced from 2 exons. NCBI's taxonomy places the organism in Eukaryota, Metazoa, Arthropoda, Insecta, Diptera, Drosophilidae. Gene Ontology annotation, biological process: proteoglycan biosynthetic process. Bases 149 to 1402 code for a protein of 417 amino acids. The record is from RefSeq and is a predicted model, not a curated record.
GCAGUCAGCUGUUGUGGCAUUACAGCAGUUAUCGAUAUGUCAUCACGCGAGGAAUUUCAGCGACAUAGCCGAAAACCGACACAUCACAUAAAAUAAUUUAUCUAAUAUCUGCGUGGCAGUGGCACUCUGCCAAAAUUCGAAGUAAUAAAUGCAAAGCGCAACGUACACAUUCCGUGAACAGGACAGGUCACCGCGCACCAUGAAUAUGCGCGACUGGCGAACAGCGCUCCGAACUCCAACAUAUCGGAUUGGUAAUCGCACGGUGCGCUUCAAUUACCAUUUCGCCCUGCUUGUCUUUUGUGCUUUCAUCCUGGCGUUGCUCUUCCUGUACGCACGGCAGGGCAGUCGGAGCUCCUCCGACGGCUACUGGCUGCGCAGUAAGAGCCACAACGACCUUGGCGUGAUGGCAGCAGCUCUAGCUGCCGCCUACAAUGCAACAUAUCCACUGACGCCGCCACUAAGUGUGCAGGGCGGCCUCGUCAAUUAUCGUAUUGCGAUGAUAGCUGAUCUAGAUACCAGCUCCAAAAUUGUCAAGGGCGACGGCAGCGAAACGUGGCGCAGUUAUCUCAAGAAGGGCUAUCUAACAUAUCUUCCGAAGAAGCAUGAGAUACAAAUUAACUGGGAUGAUGGUGCGCCCGUAACGCUGGAGUCUUCGUUCGCGUUGAAGGGUCGUGGCAUGGAACUCUCCGAGCUGGUCACGUUCAACGGCAAACUGCUCAGUUUCGAUGAUCGCACGGGUCUCAUCUACGAGAUAGCCAACGACAAGGCGAUACCGUGGCUAAUAUUGCUCGACGGCGAUGGACACAGUGCCAAGGGCUUCAAAUCCGAGUGGGCAACUGUCAAGGAUCACACAUUGUAUGUUGGAUCCAUGGGCAAGGAGUGGACAACCAGCAUGGGUGACUACCAGAACAACAAUCCCAUGUUUGUCAAGGCAAUCAGCAUCACCGGCGAGGUGCGCUCCCUUACAUGGGCGGAGAACUACAAGAAACUGCGCCUGCACUCGGCACAGAUCUCCUGGCCCGGCUACAUGAUACACGAGAGCGGCGUCUGGUCGCCAGUGCAUCAGCGCUGGUUCUUUCUGCCACGUCGCUGUUCGAAGGAAAAAUACAACGAAACAUUGGACGAGCACAUGGGCUGCAAUAUACUCGUUUCGGCUAACGAGGACUUUAAUGUUAUAGAAACGAUUAACUUGGAGGCGGGCAAUACGACGCCAACGCAUGGCUUCUCCAGCUUUAAGUUUCUGCCCAACACAGAGGAUACGAUAAUCGUAGCCCUCAAAUCGGAGGAGUUGAAUGGCAAGACCUCAACCUUCGUGACCGCCUUCAAUUUGGAGGGAAAAACGCUGCUGGCGGAGACGCGAAUCGAGACGGAAUACAAAUACGAGGGCUUCGAGUUUAUUUAGCGAAGCGCCCCAACUGCAAUACUCAGUGUAUAUAGUGCAUUAUCCGACAUACAUAUGUGAUAUAUAAUAUAUAUAUAUAUAUAUAUGUGUGAGUUAGCCUCGAUCUUAAUCUCAAGUCAGCUUUUAAUAUAUAUAUAUAGUUAAUUAAGAUAUUUAGGAGAUGCUCGUUAGACCAAUGCCAUUAAUUUUUCGCU